CAGGACAGGUCGGGCGCCGCGGACGAGUGCGUGCUGUCUCCGCCACUGGGCUCGGCCAGGGCUGUGGAGCACGCCUCGCGGAAUCGUGUGGCCGCGUGCCUCUUGGCCGGCGGGGGGCGGCGCCGUGCUCCUCCUGGGCCUCGGCGGCCGUGACAGGUGCGCGGGGGCCGACCCGCCCUCCGCCGCUGGCCGCGGGCUGGGAUGAGCGGCGGGCUCCGGCCGGGCGGCUGCUGCGCUCGGCGCGCUUCGCAGCCACUGACCUCGCGGGAGAGCGGUCGCCGCCCCUGAGGAGGAGAAGCCUGCUCCGGCGACCUCGGGCAUGAGCUGAGAUCGCGCCGACAUGAACCUGCACCAGGUGCUGACCGGCGCGGUGAACCCCGGCGACCACUGCUUCUCGGUGGGCAGCGUCGGCGAGCGGCGCUUCACGGCUUAUGCAUCUGGAUGUGACAUUGUAAUACUGGGAAGUGAUUUUGAAAGACUGCAAAUAAUCCCAGGAGCUAAACAUGGAAACAUUCAAGUGGGAUGUGUAGACUGUUCCAUGCAGCAAGGCAAGAUUGCAGCAUCCUAUGGAAAUAUUAUCUCCGUUUUUGAACCAGUUAAUCUACCGAAACAAAAGAAAAAUUUGGAAUUGGAUAGUCAGUGGCAAAAAACUGGCCAAUUUUUUCUGGACUCAAUAGCACAUAAUAUAACUUGGGAUCCUACAGGUAGUCGUCUUUUAACUGGUUCAAGUUGUUUGCAACUCUGGUCUAAUACUAAUUUAAAGAAGCCAAAAGAAGAUGAACAUUUAGAUAAAACAGAUCUUAACUUUGGAGAUUGGAAAUGCAUUUGGCAUUGCAAAACUGCUUCCCAAGUCCAUUUGAUGAAAUUUUCACCAGAUGGAGAAUUUUUUGCCACUGCUGGGAAGGAUGACUGUCUUUUAAAGGUGUGGUAUAAUGUAGAAAACUGGCGGACAGCUGUUACCACUCCCGAUACAAAUUCAGACAAACAAUCCCAAGGAGAAAUUGACUUUUCAUUUGUAUAUUUGGCCCAUCCUCGAGCUGUAAAUGGAUUUUCCUGGCGUAAAACAAGCAAAUAUAUGCCUAGGGCUUCUGUAUGUAAUGUACUAUUGACUUGCUGCAAAGAUAAUGUGUGCCGUCUUUGGGUAGAGACAUUUUUGCCAAAUGACUUUUUGCUGUAUGGAGGUGACUGCAACCAUUGGCCUGAACAAAUUAAUUUAACAGAUAAUUUCAAGAGAAAUGCUUCUAGUAAAGAACGUGUUCAAAAUGCUCUAGAGGUAAACCUCAGACAUUUUCGUAGAGGCCGGAGGAGAUCACUGGCACUUGUUGCACAUACGGGCUACCUGCCUCAUCAGCAGGACCCUCAUCACGUUCACAGGAACACUCCACUGCAUGCCAAUGCACUCUGCCACUUUCACAUUGCAGCCAGCAUUAACCCAGCGACAGAUAUUCCACUUCUUCCAUCUAUUACAUCUCUGAGUUUAAGUGAAAAUGAAGAAAAGAAUGGGCCUUUUGUGGUACAUUGGUUAAACAAUAAAGAGCUACAUUUUACUUUGUCCAUGGAAGUCUUUAUACAGCAACUUAGAAAAAGUUUUGAACAGUCAUCUUCUGAAGCCAGUGUAGAAGACUCUAACCAGGCAGAUGUAAAAUCAGAUGAAGAAAUCGAUGAUGGUGUUGAUGAUCUGAAAGUAAAUCAUGAAAAGAAGGAAUUGGGUAGAGACAAAAUGGUACCAAACUCAAGCUUUGCACCAUUACCAUCAGCUGCCAUUGAUCAUCAGAUUGAAGUGCUUCUGUCUGAAUGGAGUAAAAAUGCAGAUAUGCUUUUCAGUAUUCAUCCCAUGGAUGGGUCUUUACUAGUGUGGCAUGUAGAUUGGCUGGAUGAGUACCAGCCUGGUAUGUUUCGUCAAGUACAGGUGUCUUUUGUUUCCAGAAUUCCUGUAGCCUUCCCUACAGGUGAUGCAAACUCUCUCUGUAAAAGCAUUGUAAUGUACGCCUGUACCAAGAAUGUUGACUUGGCUAUCCAGCAAGGGAAACAAAAACCUUCUGGCCUCACUCGUUCUACAUCAAUGCUUAUCUCGUCUGGUCACAGUAAAUCAUCUAAUAGUUUAAAAUUAAGUAUUUUUACUCCUAAUGUUAUGAUGAUUUCAAAGCAUGCGGAUGGUUCUCUGAAUCAAUGGCUGGUCAGUUUUGCUGAGGAAUCUGCUUUUUCUACAGUUCUUAGUAUUUCUCACAAAUCUAGAUAUUGUGGUCAUCGUUUUCAUCUUAACGAUUUAGCUUGCCACUCAGUAUUACCAUUAUUACUGACAACGUCACACCAUAACACAUUAAGGACACCAGAUGUCGAUAAUCAAAAGCAACCUCAUGAUACCAUAAAUAUUGAAGAAUGUUCUGUGACACAACAAAAUAAAAGCACCAUUAAUAUGGUGUUUCAGGAUCCCAAUGCCGUUUAUAGUGAGCUUAUUCUUUGGAGGGUUGACCCAGUUGGGCCCUUGUCUUUUUCUGGAGGAGUGUCUGAGCUUGCCCGGAUUAAUUCUCUUCAUGUUUCUGCAUUUUCUAAUGUGGCGUGGCUCCCUACUCUUAUACCCAGUUACUGUCUAGGUGCAUACUGCAACUCUCCAAGUGCGUGCUUUGUAGCUAGUGAUGGACAGUAUCUGAGGUUAUAUGAAGCAGUUAUUGAUGCCAAGAAACUUUUAUAUGAGCUUUCAAACCCUGAAAUUUCUAAAUAUGUUGGUGAAGUGUUUAACAUCGUCAGUCAACAAUCAACAGCCAGACCAGGAUGCAUUAUUGCAUUAGAUCCCAUUACCAAGCUUCAUGGCAGAAAAACUCAACUGCUUCAUGUUUUUCAAGAAGACUUCAUUUUGAAUAGCCUUGAAAAGAAGAGUCUGAGAAAAGACCAUAUUUUAUCCAAUGCAGGUAGCUCAUUUAAUGGAUUUUCUGAAAAGUUCUACUUAGUUGUAAUAGAGAGCACUCAAAACAAUCGUUCAUUGUUACACAUGUGGAAUUUACAUUUAAAAUCAAUUCCUGUGUCAUUGGAUGAAAAAAUAGAUGGAAAAAUAUCUGAAGCAGUUGGGCAGCCAGAAGAACAUUAUUCUUCUUCUCCAGAGAAGAUUCUGUCUCCUUUUUCACAGAAGUAUCAGACUUGUAGAGCAAAUCUUCAGAGUACCAGCAAGUUGUCUCUGUUUUCAGAAAUGGUGUAUAGCCAAGAGCUGCAUUUGCCAGAAGGAGUUGAGAUAAUAAGUGUUAAGCCAUCAGCAGGACAUCUGAGUUCUUCUUCCAUAUAUCCUGUAUGCAGUGCUCCUUAUUUAUUGGCAACUUCAUGCUCUGAUGAAAAAGUAAGGUUUUGGAGAUGCAGAGUAACAGAUGGAGAAUCUACCACAUCACAGAAUGCAAAAAUAGAUCUUGCAUACAUUUGGGAAGAAUGGCCAUUGCUUAUUGAAGAUGGACUCCAGAGUAAUAGUAGUAUAACUGUACCUGGUAGGCCUAUAGAAGUUAGUUGUGCACAUACAAAUCGCUUAGCUGUAGCUUAUAAGCAGACUGCAUUUAAUAGUAGAUCUUCUCAGGAGUUUGUGAUGCAUGUAAGUAUUUUUGAAUGUGAGUCCACAGGAGGUUCAUGUUGGGUUCUUGAGCAAACAAUUCAUUUAGAUGAAUUAAGCACAGUUUUGGAUUCUGGCAUUAGUAUUGAUAGCAAUUUAGUGGCCUAUAACAAACAAGAGGCAUAUUUGUUCAAUAAAGAAAGUAUUACAACCAACACAAAACAUUUAGUUCACUUGGACUGGAUGUCUAGAGAAGAUGGUUCUCAUAUCUUGACUGUUGGAAUUGGGUCAAAACUUUUUAUGUAUGGACCUCUAUUUGGCAAGUUACAAGAACAGACUACUAAGGAAGGCCUGGCUUUUCCUCUCUGGGAGAGUACUAAAGUUGUGCCUCAUUCUAAAUUUGUGUUAUUACGAAGUGUGGAUUUGGUUUCUUCUGUAGAAGGCUCCCCACCUUUUCCUGUGUCUUUAUCGUGGGUCCGGGAUGGCAUCCUUGUGGUAGGAAUGGAUUGUGAAAUGCAUGUGUAUUCCCAAUGGCAGCCAUCUUCAAAACAGGAACUUGUUACAACAGAUUCAUAUAAUGGGAGCACUCCUUCAAUACUAAGUUUAAUAAAACAGAGUAACUCAUCAAGUUCUGGGUUACAUCCUCCCAAAAAAACUUUGACUCGAUCCAUGACUAGUCUUGCACAAAAAAUCUGUGGAAAGAAAACUGCAUUUGAUCCUUCAGUGGAUAUGGAAGAUUCAGGUCUUUUUGAAGCAGCUCAUAUGCUUUCCCCAACUUUACCUCAGUACCAUCCUUUGCAACUUUUGGAACUCAUGGAUCUUGGCAAAGUUCGGAGAGCAAAGGCCAUCUUGUCACAUCUUGUCAAGUGCAUUGCUGGGGAAAUUGUGGCUCUGAAUGAUGCUGAAUCCAAUCAUGAACGCCGCCUGAGGUCUCUUACCAUCAGUGCUAGUGGAAGCACUACCAGGGAUCCCCAGGCAUUCAACAAAGCUGAGAAUACAGAUUACACAGAAAUAGAUUCUGUUCCUCCACUUCCUUUAUAUGCUUUACUUGCCGCAGAUGAUGAUAGCUAUUACUCAUCUUUGGAGAAAUCUAGUAAUGACAGUUCUCUAAAUAAAUCAAACCUAUUGUCAAAAGAGAGUUAUGAUGAAUUGUUUCAGACUUCAUCUCUGGUGCCUGAUGUUCAAGAGUUAGAGACAGAUGAAGAAAAUACGAAGCCUAAAGUUAUUGACCUUUCACAGUACAGUCCAACUUAUUUUGGACCUGAACAUGCUCAAGUUCUUUCCAGCCACUUACUUCAUUCUAGUUUGCCAGGACUCAGUCGAAUGGAACAGAUGUCUUUGAUGGCAUUGGCAGAUACAAUCGCAACUACAAGUACUGAUAUUGGAGAAAGCAGAGACAGAAACCAAGGAGGGGAAACUCUCGAUGAAUGUGGGUUAAAAUUUCUUCUGGCUGUUCGACUGCAUACCUUCCUUACAACUUCCCUUCCAGGCUAUCGAGCUCAACUACUUCACCAAGGCCUGUCUACUAGUCAUUUUGCUUGGGCAUUUCACUCAGUGGCAGAAGAAGAGCUGCUGAGCAUGUUGCCAGCACUGCAGAAGGAUGACCCCACUUGGUCCGAACUGAAAGCUAUGGGAGUGGGGUGGUGGGUCCGGAAUACUCGUAUCUUACGCAAAUGCAUGGAAAAAGUGGCCAAAGCAGCAUUUUAUAGAAAGAGUGAUCCUUUGGAUGCUGCCAUUUUUUACCUUGCAAUGAAAAAGAAAGCUGUGAUUUGGGGGUUAUAUAGAUCUCAAAAAGACACCAGAAUGACACAGUUUUUUGGACACAAUUUUGAGGAGGAGAGAUGGCGUAAAGCAGCUUUAAAGAAUGCUUUUUCUUUGCUCGGCAAACAAAGAUUUGAACAUUCUGCAGCAUUUUUUCUUUUAGCUGGUUGCCUCGGAGAUGCAAUUGAGGUAUGCCUUGAGAAACUGAAUGACAUUCAGUUGGCUCUGGUAAUAGCAAGACUCUAUGAGUCUGAAUUUGAUACAUCUGCAACAUACAAAUCUAUUUUAUGUAAAAAAGUUCUGGGAAUUGAUUCUCCUGUCAGUGCACCCAGUUCAUUGAGCAUAAAUAUGCAUUAUGAUCCUUUCCUUCGGAGUAUGGCAUAUUGGAUUUUGGAAGAUUAUAGUGGUGCUCUGGAAACAUUAAUAAAGCAACCUGUCAGAGAAGAUGACGAUCAAGUCAUGAUGUCAACUUGUAGUCCUGCAGUUUUUAAUUUUUACAAUUAUCUACGAACUCAUCCUCUUUUACUGAGACGUCAUUUUGGAUCAUCUGAUACAUUUUCCACACACAUGAGCUUAACAGGAAAAAGUGGACUGGCAGGAACAAUUAACUUAAGUGAAAGAAGAUUAUUUUUUACUACUGCUAGUGCUCAUCUAAAAGCUGGCUGCCCCAUGUUGGCUUUGGAAGUAUUAUUGAAGAUGCCCAAAGUCAUCAAGAAAACCAAACCUCUUUGUAGAGCAUCUAGUUUUCUGGAUACUAGUAAAGAUGCUUCUCCACUAAAAUUGGAUACAAGGGAAGAUAAGUCCUCUGCUGUUGAUUGGUCACAGUCUUUUAUGAAUGGUUUUGAAUCUUCUUCCGAGGGUUCCUCAGAGAAGCAAUCAAAUUCUACCCUUUCUUUUGACUGGAGCCAACCAAGUAUAGUAUUUCAAGAUGAUUCUUUAGAGUUAAAAUGGGAUAGUGAUAAUGAAGAAAAUGAAGAUCUUCCUAUUUCAAUGAAAGAACUAAAAUCUUUACCAAGAAAAAUAGAUAAAAAGUUAGAUGAAAUAAGUAAUUAUACUGAACCUUUCAUCACACUAGAUGAAAGUGACAUUUUAAAUCCAGUAGAAGAUAUAAUUGCUGUGCAAUUGAAGUUCAGAGCAUGUUUAAAGAUUCUCACAGUAGAACUACGUACUUUAUCUACUGGCUAUGAAAUAGACGGUGGCAAGUUGCGUUACCAACUGUACCACUGGCUUGAAAAAGAGGUGAUAGCUCUUCAAAGGACCUGUGACUUUUGUCCAGAUGCUGAAGAACAGGCCACACAUGGCAAAAGUGGGGAUGAAUUUGGAUCGAAUGAGAAUGUUGAUGAUUUCUAUCACCACACAAAAGGAAAACAGCAGAGAGAAAUCUUUCAGGAAAAAAGACAAUGGCUCUUGAAAUAUCAGUCCCUAUUGAGAAUGUUUCUUAGUUAUUGCAUACUUCAUGGUUCCCAUGGUGGAGGCCUUGCAUCUGUACGAAUGGAAUUGAUUUUGCUUUUACAAGAAUCACAGCAGGAAACAUCAGAACUGUUACUUCCUACCCCACUGUCAGAACAAACCUCAGUGCCUCUCCUCUUUGCUUGUACAGCCAGUGCCAAAACAGUUGUUGCCAAUCCAUUAUUACAUCUCAGUAAUCUAACACAUGAUAUUCUACAUGCCAUAAUAAACUUUGAUUCACCACCUCAUCCUGACAGCAAAAGCAAUAAAGUAUAUGUAAUGCACACAUUAGCAGCCUCACUUUCUGCUUGUAUUUAUCAGUGCCUUUGUGGCAGUCAUAACUACAGUGCAUUUGCAACAAAUCAGUUUACUGGAAUGGUGUAUGAAACAGUACUCCUUCCCCAUCGGCAUUCUUUGAGAACAGGGAGUUUAGAUGAAGCAGUAACUCCCAAUACAUCACCAGCACAAUGGCCAGGAAUAACUUGUCUGAUUAGACUUUUGAAUUCUUCUGGUGAGGAAGCCCAAUCAGGACUUACAGUCUUGCUUUGUGAGAUUCUCACAGCAGUGUACCUUAGUCUCUUCAUCCAUGGCCUGGCAACACAUUCUAGUAAUGAAUUGUUUCGCAUUGUGGCCCAUCCUUUAAAUGAAAAAAUGUGGUCUGCUGUAUUUGGUGGAGGUGCACAUAUUCCUAUCAAAGAGCAGACACAUUCAAAAACUUUACCUGUUUCUUCACUAAUUGAAGGAGGAGAAAAACAGAACAAACGUUUUAGGUCAUCAAAAAUAUCUGGCAAAGAAUCUGUCCCAAUUACCUCUUCACCACCAGUAAAUCAGGAGUCCCUGGCAGUCAAAGAGAAAUUCAUCCCACCUGAGCUCAGUAUCUGGGACUAUUUCAUAGCCAAGCCUUUUUUACCUCCUUCCCAUAGAGCAGAAUAUGACUCGGAGGAGAGUCUGGAAAGCGAUGGUGGGGAUGAUGAUGAUGGUGAUGAUGAUGUUGAUGUUGCAGCCUCAGAUUUCCAUCUCCAAGAGCAUUCUAACUCAAAUUCAUAUAGUUGGUCAUUGAUGCGGUUGGCGAUGGUACAAUUGGUGCUCAACAAUUUGAAAACCUUCUAUCCUUUUGCAGGUCAUGAUCUUGCAGAGCUUCCAGUUAGUUCCCCUCUCUGUCACGCCAUUCUAAAAACUCUUCAAUGUUGGGAACAAGUUCUUCUUCGACAACUUGAAAUCCAUGGUGGACCACCUCAAAAUUAUAUCUCAGGUCAUACCUCUGAAGAGAGUUCAUCUGCAGGUCCUGCAAUUCUCCGCCACAAGGCUUUAUUGGAGCCUACAAACACUCCUUUCAAAUCCAAACAUCAUCUGGCACUGUCUGUAAAGAGGCUUUGGCAAUAUUUGGUGAAGCAAGAGGAAAUUCAAGAAACUUUUAUCAGAAAUAUAUUCACAAAGAAACGAUGUCUCAAUGAGUCAUUAGGGGACAGCAGUGAAGCCAUCAAAAAUUCUAUGAUGGAGAAGCCAAACAUCAACAAGAUAGAAGCAGAUUUGGGCUAUCCUGGAGGUAAAGCAAGAAUUAUUCAUAAGGAAUCUGAUAUUAUCACUGCCUUUGCUGUUAAUAAAGCCAAUAGAAAUUGCAUAGCAAUUGCUUCCAGCCAUGAUGUUCAAGAACUGGAUGUUUCCGGAAUCCUGGCUACACAGAUCUAUACUUGGGUAGAUGAUGAUAUAGAAUUGGAAACAAAAGGUUAUCUAGUAGCUGUUGGAGCUAGCUUGCAUGAUCUGACUGGAGCUCAAGAUGGGAGUGUCAGAAUGUUUGAAUGGGGCCAUUCUCAACAAAUAGCCUGUUUUCGAUCUGGUGGUAAUUCAAGGGUUACAAGAAUGAGAUUUAACUAUCAAGGAAAUAAGUUUGGGAUAGUUGAUGCUGAUGGAUAUUUAAGUUUGUAUCAAACAAACUGGAAAUGCUGUCCUGUUACUGGGAGCAUGCCUAAGCCAUAUCUGACUUGGCAGUGUCACAACAAAACAGCCAAUGAUUUUGUCUUCGUUAGUUCCUCCUCUCUGAUAGCAACAGCUGGUCUUUCAACUGACAAUAGAAACAUAUGUUUGUGGGAUACACUUGUAGCACCCUCAAAUAGUUUAGUACAUGCUUUUACCUGCCACGAUAGUGGAGCUACAGUUUUGGCAUAUGCUCCCAAACAUCAGUUGUUAUUAUCAGGUGGCAGAAAAGGAUUCACCUGUGUAUUUGAUCUUCUGCAAAAACAACAGAGGCAGCUUUUUCAGAGCCAUGAUUCCCCUGUUAAAGCCAUUGCUAUUGAUCCAACUGAAGAGUACUUUGUCACAGGAUCUGCAGAAGGCAAUAUAAAGAUCUGGAGUCUUGCCACCUUUAGUCUUCUGCACACUUUUAUCAAUGAACAUGCUCGGCAGUCCAUUUUUAGGAAUAUUGGAACUGGAGUGAUGCAGAUUGAGACAGGACCAGCAAAUCAUAUUUUUUCUUGUGGAGCUGAUGGAACAAUGAAGAUGAGAAUACUGCCAGAUCAGUUCAGCCCAUUACAUGAAGUGUUAAAAAAUGAUGUGAAAUUCAUGCUGUAAUAUUUUUACUAGAAAACAUACAGUUUAUUAUCCUUUUGAAGGAAGUGGCCAACAGAUAUAUAGUAAUCACUCUAUACCACAAAUAAGCUGAUGCUUUGUUUUCAUAUUUACUUACGGAGCUUUACCCUCAUUGAUGCACUGAUGCCUUAAAAAUUAACAAAAUCAUUCAUAAUUUUAUUAGAUCACCUAAAGUAGAAUUUGUAAGUAAUGCUGUAGUAAUACUUAUGUAUAGUAUCUUUUGAGUAUGUCAUAAUAUUAAAGUUUUGUUUUCUUAUUGUUUAUCAACUUUUCUGCAGAUAUCGCUGCAUGAAUUUCUUUAACAGUAAAAAUACCUUUUGAG
This is a messenger RNA of Octodon degus (degu), 9647 nucleotides long. It is a transcript of the gene Dmxl1, whose product is annotated as Dmx like 1. Gene Ontology annotation, molecular function: protein binding. Gene Ontology annotation, biological process: vacuolar acidification. Gene Ontology annotation, cellular component: RAVE complex. Lineage: Eukaryota; Metazoa; Chordata; Mammalia; Rodentia; Octodontidae. Bases 341 to 9307 code for a protein of 2988 amino acids. The record is from RefSeq and is a predicted model, not a curated record. The transcript has 43 exons.